AUGACAGAGGAUGGACCUGUAAAAGUAGACAACAUGAUAUUUGAAUUUUCUCAAGGUAUUACUCAGAGUGUUAAGAUGACGAAAUUAGAUUACACUGAAUAUAAAUAUGAAGGGAAAUGUAAAAAUAAGCACGAAAAUUUCUUGCGGAAAAAUUUAGUAGCAGAAGGGGAAAUAUCGGCAUCUGUGCUAUCACAUUUAACCAUUGGUCUUAUUUUUUCGUAUUGCCGUCAAAUUAGUGCUAUUCAUCACACAGAAUUUUCUUCUGAAUAUGAAAUAAUAUUAUUGCCAAAAUACGAAAUAGAAAUUGACGUUGAGAAAGUGCAACCAUCUGAAGAUUUUAUACGGGCAGUAAAUUCUGCUUUAGGAAGCAAUAAUCCUAAAAAUGAACUCAAAAAAAUGAGCGAUAAUUUUGGACACUAUAUUGCUAGUAAAGUUCAAAUCGGCGGAAGAAUUAAUAAAAUAGUACAUAAUAAUGCAUCAAGCACGUUACAACAGACCUCAACGGAUCGGUACGUUGGUAUGGAAGUCGGAUCAGACGAUAUUGUUAGCAUAGGAGGCAAUUAUUCAAAUAAAAAUGGAUAUAACGAGUCAUUAUCUACUUCAAAUAUAAAAAAAAAGGUUACAUUUGUUGAAUGUAUCAAUUGGGAGAUAAUUAAAUAUGUUGAUCUAAUUUCAAUAUUUGAUAUUUUAAACCUAGAACUUCGCCAAAAAGUUCUUGAAGCAAUGGGACAUAAAGUUCUUUAUAGUUCAAUAGACUCAGUUGAUAAUAUCGUCAUGUCAUCAUCAAAAUUUUCAUAUGAGCAUAAACUUAGUAUACCGUCAGAACUAAAUCUUAAUCUAAAGGAAUGCCAAAUUUUUGCGUCUGUUAUGAAUAAAGAAAAUAUGGAAAAUGUAUUUUCUACUCGUAUUAUUGUAUAUACGUCAAAUAAUUCUGCUAGCGUAGUUCUUCAUUGGAUCAAUAAAAGCUUAAUGUGGUACAAGACUAAAUUUUUCAAUCUGCAAAUAGGUUGGGUUGUUGUCGGCCAACCGAAAGAUUUCAAAUUCAAUGAAAAUUGUGACAUUAUCGAUAGUGGAAAAUAUGCUCCAACCAAUAAUCACCAAAUUAGUAUUUAUGAUCAAUUUAAAGAUCAUAGUAUUUUAGUAGCAUGCACACAGCAACUACCACAACAAAUUGACUUCCAUCCAAAAAAUUCAACGUUAGUGACAGGUGUUCAUUUUUCUUGUCUUAAUGAUUCACAAUUAACAUCAUUCCGGUCACUCAAGGAUGAUACAAAAACAUCUAAAACGACAUGGGAACUUUUCGAAGAAAAGUUUUCUACUUUUAUCGAAACUCAAAAGAUUCGAGACAAGAAAUCUAAAAUUUCGGAUCAUGAUGUUUUGCUGCUAAUUCCUAUUUUAGAGGUUACAUAUCAUGGUAAACCAGUCACUUCUUUUCAAUCAUUCUUAAAAGGAGAAUUUCUUUUUGAAAAAGUAUUGGUCGGAGGUGCCCUAGUAAUAAAAAACGUUUCUGUGCAUCCAGAUGAUUCUUUGAAUCAAUUAAAAGCACGAAUCACAUGGGUAAUUAACGAAUUUCGUUGGGGUCACGAGAAUUUAUUUAAGGAUUCAAAGAUAGAUUCGAGAUUGCUUUCUAUCGAAGACUUUGUCGGUAAUCGACUGAAUGACAUGAAAAUAUUGAGCAAUUAUAUUCAACAAUUAUAUGAAUUUGAAAUUUGUUCAGUAAUUGCUUAUGAAAAAGUGAAACCUUCUUAUGCUUGUCUAGAUGCAAUGAAGUGGCAAGAAAUUGGUACGGCAGAAUCGUGUCCAGAAUACUUUGACAAACGCCUUGUACCGGGUAUUUCAGCUUAUCAUAUUGAGAUUAGCAUGAAAGACUGGUUAGGCA
Messenger RNA from Racocetra persica, 1879 nucleotides. Lineage: Eukaryota; Fungi; Glomeromycota; Glomeromycetes; Diversisporales; Gigasporaceae. The record is from the annotation of a GenBank genome assembly.